CGCGCGCGCUGCCACCAAGCGCAAAUUUCAAUCGCGCACGAUCUCUCUCGUCAUCUUCGUCACCUACCUGAUGAUACGGAGUGUGUUUAUCGUGGGUGGACGGAUACGACGCGUUGGUUCGUACGCGCUCGGCAGACUUCGCUUACAGGGACAGAGGCAGGCGUGGGGCCUCCGUACGGUCCCGGCAAGCCGGUGGCGGUGGCGGUCGAACCAGUCAGUUCAAACGCGUCGUAAGCGCCGCGUGCGUUUCGAGUCUCCCGUAUUGCGGAUACAUCAUUGUCGCACAACUCGUUCUUCGCAUAUUUCUUUAUCACGUACGCGUGUACAUCGGACGGGUUACGUCGUCAGCACAACGCGCGCGCGCGCGACGUGCUUGACACGGGCUUAGACGCGACGAAGUGCGGCAAAAAAAAAUAGAAAACAAAUCCCUCCGACAAGUGUUAGACGCUCUAACGACCACCGCCUAGAUCGUCGAGGAUGACUGAUGUCCAGAUGAAUCCGGACGGCAGGCUGCAACAUGACGCGCAGCAAACAGGUGAAGCCAAACGUUCUUUCACCACCGCAAGGCUUUCAGGCGAGACCGCAAGGUCCGCCACCGUCUCCCAGAAAUUCGAUAAAUAAUGGUCCCAUAGGCGCACCUCGACCGGGACAACCAUUACGCCGAUUGGACAGUCGUUCUUCCUUAGGUCCGUCGCCGGCCUCGGGUCAAUUCGUACAGCAUAGACCUUACGGUCCGCCGAGACCACCAGGGAGCUCCUUCCCUCCAAGGUCACUGCAACCCGGUCAACUGUCUCCGCAGAAUCCGCUGUAUCCCUCGAAUCAACGUUUCGUGUACUCCCCGGGGAUCCGCGGUCCCCCACCGCAAGGUGCAGGAGGUCAACGACCACCCUUCGCCGGUAAUCAGCAGGUGUAUCAGGUGCAACAGCAGCAACAACAGCAGCAGCAGCAGCGAGGCAGCAACGAUCCGCGAUUUCAACGACCUGAUAUCGCGCCCGAAAACGGGCCGCGACGACCUAGUCAAGAAUCCGUUUUCCCCAGGCAGUUACUGAGAAAUGACUCAUUGCUGAGCCUGCAACGACAGCAUCUUUCGUCAAACGAGGAGAUCAAGCAGCCGACACGACCGCGCAUUGUCAUCGAAAAAAUGGCGGAUAUAAACGAGACCAACGUUGAUAAACCAGAGAGUUAUCUACAGAGAAAGAAGUCUGACGUCCAUGAAAACGGUGAAAAUGACGACGAUGACGAUGUCGUGAUGGAUAACGAGAAGUCACUGCGACACAAUCAGGAUGGUGUUCCCGAGGGACUGGUAAACGGCUCUAAGUCACCCUCAAUCCCAACAAAACCCAUGAUCCGACCAGGAACGGCCACUAUCGAAAAACCGAGUAAAUAUCAUGAUAAAAUAUCGAAAGAAUUUGCUGAGGAUACGGCAUCGAUAAUUUCUCAAAGCAGACCUUCCUCUGCAGUAAAUGAUGAUAAAGAAGAAAGAAAAGACGAAAAACUCUUUAGCAGACCCCCAUCAAGUAAAGAGAUUGAUAUUGUCGAGAAUUUGACGGAAGAUUUUACAAGAGAUGAAGUAAAUGUACUGCUCGUCGACGACUUAAUGAAUAAUAAAACAUCUCGACCACCGAGCGGUAUGUUGCCAUCCGAACUAAUUGAAGAAAUUGAAGAAAUUCAAAAGCCAAGCAGUCCGUAUAACGAUAAUGCAUUCGGGAACAUUGAACAGAGCUUGAAGACUCCUCCAAAAUCUUCCGACAAUUCGCGUUCUAUCACACCAUCUUAUCUGGACACGCCUCAGAACGCAGAACAGGCAAUAUCGAGGACUCCAUCCAGGACCUCGGACAUGUCACGUUCCAGCACCCCGGCGCACCUGGACGCACCCGAAAACGCGGAGCAGAAUAAAACUCCCGAUAAGUCGCGUUCCAGCACUCCGGCAGGAUUGGAGCCUCACGGAAAUGCGGAACAGGAAUCGAAAACGUUGAUCAAGACGCCGGAUAAGUCGCGCGCGAAUACCCCAGCCGAAUUGCAGCUGCUUGGAAAUGCGGAACAAGAAUCAAAAACGCCGAUGAAGACGCCGGAUAAGUCGCGCGCGAAUACCCCAGCCGAAUCGCAGCUGCUUGGAAAUGCGGAACAAGAAUCAAAAACACCGAUCAAGACACCGGAUAAGUCGCGCGCGAAUACUCCAGCCGAACCGCAGCUGCUUGGAAAUGUGGAACAAGAAUCAAAAACGCCUAUCAAAACGCCGGAUAAGUCGCGCGCGAAUACUCCAGCCGAAUCGCAGCUGCUUGGAAAUGCGGAACAAGAAUCAAAAGCGCCUAUCAAGACGCCGGAUAAGUCGCGCGCGAAUACUCCAGCCGAAUCGCAGCUGCUUGGAAAUGCGGAACAAGAAUCAAAAGCGCCUAUAAAGACGCCGGAUAAGUCGCGCGCAAAUACUCCAGCCGGAUCGGAGCCGCCUGGAAACGCGGAACAAGAAUCGAAAACGCCGGAUAAGUAUUCGCGCGCGAGUACUCCAGCUGCUCAACUGGCACCAUCUCCAAAUGCGGAGAAAGAACCGCAUCUAACCCCGACAAAGGUGUCCGACAAGUCGCGCUCGAGCACGCCAGCCGGAAUAGAAUCGAGUGAUGGCGAAACUUCCAUUGAGAAUCCACAGCACGACAAAUCUGGCAAAGAUACUCUACAAGUGAGAGAGUCCAGCAGACCGGCCUCGUCUACCUUGCGUUCGCCUAACUCAGCGAUCGGCAAAGACGGCAAGUCGUCACCGAAAUCACCGAGAUCACCUACGAUACCGGAGGGUCAAGGUAAAUUAUCGAUAGCGGGGUCAGUAAUCUCGCCAAGAUCGCCUGAAGGCGUGAAGGGCUUCGAUAACGGGGAACAAAGGUCGUUAUCUUCCGGCGGUAGCCCUCGAUUGUCGAAGUCUCCGAAAUCACCCGCAAAACAGACAGAGGCUGAGAAGAAAAAGAAAACGUCCUUUGUCGAAACCACCGUCAAGAAAUCGGUAGAAAUAGCGGACACGGAACCGAUCCUGACUGCAACAUCUCCGUCGAAGUCUACCGCUCCAACGACCAAAACUCCACAUCCGCAAACACCGGCGAAACCGGACGACGAGAAAAAGUCUCCGAAGAAAAAAGCGAUUCAAAAUGGCAGCGAAUCGCAAGCUAAUGCGGCAUCGACUGCAAAUGGAGUAGCAGAAUCGCCAACCAAAAGAUCUAAAGAAAGCGACAAGAGAUCGACGGCUGGAUCGCCUACGAAAUCACCUAGCAAAUCUGUUAAAUCAUUACCGCGAACUCCCGACACGCCUUCGUCAACUGCCCAGGAGAAAAAAAAAGUACCGAUGAACAAAGUUCAAGUUGGCGCUGCGCCUUCCCCGAAUCUGAAGACUGUGCGAUCGAAAAUCGGUUCUCUGGACAACGCGAGUUAUAAACCGGGCGGCGGCAAGGUGAAGAUAGAGAACAGGAAGCUGGACUUCAGCAAAGCGCAACCGAAAAUCGCCGCGAAGAAUGAUAAAUACAUGCCUAGCGGUGGCGACAAAAAGAUCUCUCAAGUAAAACUUCAAUGGAAUGCUAAGCCCAAGGUCGGCUCCUUGGAAAAUGCAACUUACAAGCCAGGCGGUGGUGACAAGAAAAUCGAGACGGUAAAACUCGAUUUCAAAGACAAGGCGAAACCUAAAGUCGGAUCCAAAGAAAAUGCGAAACAUAUUCCUGGUGGCGGCGCCGUUAAGUCUGCGACUCCACCUAAGACACCGCAGGAAACGAAGAACGACAUCCCGACGCAAAAAAUAGAUAUCAAGGCCGAAAGUAAGAUCGGUUCAAUGGACAAUGUGAAGCAUAAGCCGGGCGGUGGCGAAAAAAAGAUUUUCAACGAUAGAGACUAUCUUCGGCAAACGAGUUCCAACGUGGAAAGCUUGAACGGUAGCGGAUCUCAGAGCCCCGUGCCCUCCGGCGCGAUCACCAACUCCGGCAAGAAUGGCCUGCCAGCCUCGGACGAGAACCUGAACCAGGAAUGCUAGGUCACGAAAAGUCGGCCGAUAGACCCGCUUUAACUAUAUCAUUUGCAUACGAUUAAUCAUGUUUACCUAUUCAACCCCCUUUAGAGGACGAACGAGCGCGGUCCUCGCACGCGCCUGAUCGAGAGCGAUAUUGAGACAAAACGGCGCACGGAACUCCUCGGUAAAAUGGAGCAUUGCGAUCGAUAUCUCUCGUCUACCCGCGAGUGACGGAAUUUUUCGCGACGGGCGAACUUAAUCAACGAACAAAGCAAUAUACGUUAUCGCAUUGAUUUGUUGUUAAGUCGAGCGCGAAUUCCAAGUGUGCAUCUUAUCCUGCAUUUGCAGCAACUUUUAGUGGUCUUUAGAAAAAAAAAAAAAAAAAAAAAUAAAAAAGUCAUGA
Molecule: messenger RNA, 4379 nt
Organism: Formica exsecta
Lineage: Eukaryota; Metazoa; Arthropoda; Insecta; Hymenoptera; Formicidae
Gene: tau
Product: microtubule-associated protein tau
Exons: 9
Coding region: 518-4000 (1160 amino acids)
Biological process (GO): microtubule cytoskeleton organization; neuron projection development
Cellular component (GO): neuron projection
Molecular function (GO): microtubule binding
Source: RefSeq, a predicted model, not a curated record